Molecule: messenger RNA, 768 nt
Organism: Hyphopichia burtonii NRRL Y-1933
Lineage: Eukaryota; Fungi; Ascomycota; Pichiomycetes; Serinales; Debaryomycetaceae
Product: NAD(P)-binding protein
Exons: 1
Coding region: 1-768 (255 amino acids)
Source: RefSeq, a predicted model, not a curated record
AUGACUAUUACUUACUUUAUUACCGGAACCAAUCGUGGAAUUGGGUUUGAAUUCGCUAAACAGCUUUCUGAAGAUCCAAACAACAAUGUAAUUGCUACCACUCGCUCUUUCGCUAAGGCCACUGCUUUGAAAGAUUUAAAUCGUUCAAAUCUUCAUAUAGUCGAAUACGAUGUGGCUUCUCCUUUGGAAACAAUGAAGCAAGACUUGUUGCCUCUUGAAAAGUACGCUCCAGAUGGGGUCGAUGUUGUCAUCCAUAAUGCUGCUGUUUGUAAAAACACCAUUAAGCCUAUUUUACAAGUCAAUGAAGCUGAACUUAAUGAACAUUACGCAGUUAACGCAACUGGCUCAGUCAAAGUUUAUCAAGCCAUCUUUCCAUACUGGUCAAAGAAAUUCAAUCCAGAAACUGCUAAAAAAUUCAUUUUUAUCAGUUCUGCUGGUGGUUGGCUCACCAAUUUUUUCCCGAUUCCAACAUCCCAUUACGGUUCUUCUAAAGCUGCUUUGAAUCAUAUUGUAAGACAUAUUGCAUUUGACCAUAAGUCUUCCGACUUGGAUCAUAUUCAAAAGUCAAUUGUAUUUGCAGUACAUCCUGGUGUUGUUGAAACUGAUUUGGCUGAUCCGUACAUUGCUGUUAUCACUGAAAGAAAUUACCAGGUUCCAAUAAUCACUAGCGAGGAAUCAGCCUUCAGCGUAAUUAAAAUUAUACAAAAACUGAAAGAAGACGAUGAUGACAGUUUUAUCACUUAUGAAGGAGAAAAAGGUACUUGGUGA